CUCAUUGUUUUGUUUUUUUUUUUCAUUUUUUUUAUUUUUUAUAGCCCUCAUUGUUGUGUUCGCUAAGUUGCCACGAACUUUAAUAGAAUUGGCCGCUCUCAUAACAUACCGGACCUACAUUUCCUCACGAACAACACUUUUGAUAACCUGAAAAUUUAGCGCACACAACCUAUAUCACUGAGACGAGUCUUGCGGAUGCAUUCAGAGUAAAUGCCUCAGCCUGGUCAAAACUGGAGGUUUCAGACAAGGAAAAGGUGUAUGUCCGGGCUCCACCCAUCUAGCCAAAAUCUUUUCCGCAGAGUUAGCUAGUCCGUGCUACCGCUCGAACCAUCCACUCAUCCAUCAAUUUCCACCGCUGAAGACAGAGUUGCUGCUCAAACCAAACGUUGAUUGACUGAUAUACUUCUUCUUGACUAGAUCACGCCGAGCUCUCCUGCAAGUUCUGCUCCUGUAACGUUGAAGCGCAAGUGAAGUACAAAGCUACAAUAAAUAUAGAUGGAGCUCUUGUCAAUUAAUAAAAGUAAGCCUCAAGGAAGUUUUCCCUCUCUGGGAACUUUAGGACAAAGCAAUGGAAGUUCAAGAACAAGAUACCCGGAAAAAGCGACCCCAGCUAUCUCCCAUUUUCAUAUUCAUAGUUUUUCUUGGUCUCGCCGCGUUUUUCCUUUGUCUCGCGUCUGAGUUUCAGAAGGCUAAGGGGAAAUAUCUGAAAUGGGAUGGAGAAUCAUGUUAUCUACCCGAAAGUCAAGCGUUCAGGUUUGGAACCGCGGCUCUGGUCUGUGUUUCGGUUGGUCAGAUCAUCGGGAAUGUUGUGAUUUGUAAGGGUUUCUUGAAAACAAACAAAAAGGAAACGGCGCCGUUUCGUGUAUUUCUUCUGUUGUUUUCUUGGGUUAAUUUUGCGGUUGCGGCUAUGUUGAUAAUCAUUGGUGCAAGCAUGAACAGAGAACAGAAAUACGGCAAAGGGUGGCUAAACGGUGAGUGUUACCUUGUGAAAGACGGUCUGUUCGCAUCAUCCGGCGUUCUGUGCGUUUCAGCACUGGGUGCAGUUCUUGGAGCGUUUGCAUCCAACGUCAAAUCAUCAUUACAGGUUGACACUCAAAACAAAAUUCUUACCCACAAUGUGUAAUAAUUCUAUUUUUUUUCCUGCCCCUUGUAACUUUGAGAGUUAACUUGAAAUCAAAGAAAUACGAUCAGAUAUGACAAUACGAUAUUCAUUAGAUCGGUCGGUAGUUUAAGUGUUACAUAUGAUUUUUUAUGUGCCCAUAUAAUUUUUGUUUAUUUUUCGCGUUUAUGAUCGUGUUUACAUCAGUAUAUCAUUUUAAUAUAUACUUGUAUAUAUAUAAA
Brassica oleracea var. oleracea is the source of this 1341-nucleotide messenger RNA. RefSeq lists its product as uncharacterized. NCBI's taxonomy places the organism in Eukaryota, Viridiplantae, Streptophyta, Magnoliopsida, Brassicales, Brassicaceae. The record is from RefSeq and is a predicted model, not a curated record. The coding region runs from base 569 to 1123 and encodes 184 amino acids. The transcript is spliced from 4 exons.